Molecule: messenger RNA, 721 nt
Organism: Melopsittacus undulatus (budgerigar)
Lineage: Eukaryota; Metazoa; Chordata; Aves; Psittaciformes; Psittaculidae
Gene: NEUROG2
Product: neurogenin 2
Exons: 1
Coding region: 1-666 (221 amino acids)
Biological process (GO): forebrain development; axon development; sensory organ development
Cellular component (GO): nucleus
Molecular function (GO): protein dimerization activity; E-box binding; DNA-binding transcription factor activity, RNA polymerase II-specific
Source: RefSeq, a predicted model, not a curated record
AUGCCGGUGAAAGCGGAGGGGCUGUCGGGGCCCGCCGAGGACGAGCUACUGCUGCUGGCCCUGGCCUCGCCCGCACGUUCGCCUUCGCUGCCGUCCAGCGCCGACGAGGAGGAGGAAGAGGAGGAGGAAGAGGAGGAGGAGCCGCGGCCGGUGGUGGAGGAGGAGGUGGCUGGCGGCCGCGGUGUUCGGCGGCGGUCGGAGGGCAAGCGGCGGCCGGGCCGGAGCCGCGGUACCCCUCGCACGGCGGAGACGGCGCAGAGGCUGAAGCGGAGCCGUCGGCUGAAAGCCAACAACCGGGAGCGCAACCGGAUGCACAACCUGAACGCGGCGCUGGACGCCCUCCGAGACGUGCUGCCCACCUUCCCGGAGGACGCCAAGCUCACCAAGAUCGAGACCCUCCGCUUCGCACACAACUACAUCUGGGCGCUCACCGAGACCCUGAGGCUGGCGGGGGCCCCGCCGGUGCUGCCGGGGGUGGCGGUGGGGGGAGCGGGCAGCCCCUCGUGGAGCGCCGGCACCGCCAGCCCGACCACCUCCGCCUCUCCCCAAGCUUGCACUUUAUCACCCGCCAGCCCCGGAGGAUCCGCGUCGGAUGCCGAGCACUGGCCGCCGCCCCCGGGACGCUUCCCCCCGGCCACGGUGCCGCUGCCCCGCCGCUGCCUUUAGCCCGGUGCUCCCGGUCCCCGUUCCCACCGUCGGGACUGCGGCAUCUGCGCCGCUU